Acyrthosiphon pisum (pea aphid) is the source of this 1609-nucleotide messenger RNA. RefSeq names its product methyltransferase-like protein 6. The transcript is spliced from 3 exons. Bases 140 to 979 code for a protein of 279 amino acids. The record is from RefSeq and is a predicted model, not a curated record. Lineage: Eukaryota; Metazoa; Arthropoda; Insecta; Hemiptera; Aphididae.
UCGUGUUCGCUUGUCGUGGCUGCCUAGCAAUCUGUUCUCGUGGGCCGUUCGAAUCAUCGUUCGUCGCUCGAAUUUCCAAGGAUCCCGAUCAGCCCAAGUACUACCCGGACGGACUUGUCUGGUCUCGCUCCAGUAACUAAUGGAUGACUGUAGCAAUAAUAAUAGUAGAUAUCAAGAAGAGACAACCAACCCAGUUCAAUUAAGUGAACAUGAUCAGGCUAUUCUUUCCAAACAAAAUUCACGGAUGGUGUCAUCAUUCAAAGCACAAGAAAUUGAAAAAAAUUCAAAAAAACAUUGGGAUAUUUUCUAUAAGAAUAACGGAAAUCGUUUCUUUAAAGAUAGGCACUGGACAACUAGAGAGUUUUCUGAAUUGCUCGGAGAUGAUAUUCAUCAAAAACAUAUAUUAGAAAUUGGGUGUGGGGUUGGAAAUUUUAUAUAUCCACUUCUUGCUGACGGAUUGAAUGCUAUAUUUUAUGCAUGUGAUUUUUCACCAAGAGCUAUCGAAUGCUUGAAAUCAAAUCCUUCUUAUGAUCCAUCACUCAUUAAUGCAUUUAAUUGUGAUAUUGUUACGGACGAAUUGAUCACCAAAAUACCUGAAAAUAGUUUGGAUUUGGUAACUGCCAUAUUCGUAUUGUCAGCUAUUCAUCCAGACAAUCAUCGAACAGUUCUAUCAAAUAUUCAUAAAGUCUUGAAAUACGGAGGACUACUAUUAUUUCGAGACUAUGGCAUUUAUGACAUGGCACAACUGAGAUUCAAACCAGGACACAAGAUAGCAGACAAUUUUUACAUGCGUCAAGACGGUACAAGAUCAUAUUUUUUCUCGAUUGAAUAUUUUCAAAGUCUAAUGGAAACUAAUGGGUUCGUAGAAUGUUCUAAUAAGUAUGUGUGUAAAAGGACAGUUAACAUAAAAGAAGAUGUUGAUGUACCGAGGCGAUUUAUUCAAGCAACAUUUUCCAAGCGGUUGUCUACAGAUAUCUAACAUAUUUUAAUAUGAUAAGAAACUUUUUACUAUUGGUUAUGAUAUUAAUAUAAUUUAGUUUAAAAAUAUAUCUUGAUUAUUAAAACCAAGAAAAGUAUUUGAGAAUAUAUUUUAUAAAAUAAUUAUAUGUAUAAGACUUACAUAAUUAUGAUAUGUAGUAAAAGUGUAAAAUGUAAUAAUGCAGUCUUUACAAACAUUACCAAAUAAUAUAAUGUGUUCUCUGAUAUGGAUUAUUUCAUUUUAUUUAAAUUUAGGUGCUGUGUAAGAUCUUGCACCUUGUUUUCUAAAAAAAAAUUCUAUUUUUAUUGUAGUUUACAUUUUCAGAGUGUUUAUUUAAAAGUAAUAUUCUAACAGCAUAUUAAGUAUAUAUGAAUUUAACAAUUCAACAAUUUAUUUGUAUUGUAAAAAUGUUAACUUUAAAUUAAGAUUACUCUUUUAAAAUAAAUAUAUUUUAAGCUAUUAUUAGGUUUAUAGAUCUAUAGUCAAUGACUUGUGGUAACUAUAAUAAUAUGUUGGUAUACUAUCACAAUUAUUGUUGUAAUUUUAUUUUUAGCAUUAAUAGAGAUAUGCAUAAGAUUUUUUCAAAUUACAUUUGUGGCAAUAAAGAUUUAUAUUAUAUAUAAAAAAAAA